This is a messenger RNA of Sinocyclocheilus anshuiensis, 1925 nucleotides long. RefSeq names its product cytochrome P450 2K1-like. Gene Ontology annotation, biological process: xenobiotic metabolic process. Bases 73 to 1593 code for a protein of 506 amino acids. Gene Ontology annotation, molecular function: oxidoreductase activity, acting on paired donors, with incorporation or reduction of molecular oxygen, reduced flavin or flavoprotein as one donor, and incorporation of one atom of oxygen; iron ion binding; heme binding. NCBI's taxonomy places the organism in Eukaryota, Metazoa, Chordata, Actinopteri, Cypriniformes, Cyprinidae. Gene Ontology annotation, cellular component: cytoplasm; intracellular membrane-bounded organelle. The record is from RefSeq and is a predicted model, not a curated record. The transcript has 9 exons.
ACAGGAUUACAACCCACAUCAGACCUAAACGAGUGAUUGAUCUGUGCAUGUGUAUGGUAGAUCUGUCUGACUAUGGCUUUAAUUGAAGCAUUACUCUCGCAGGGCUCUGGCACAGGUACAGUAUUAGGUGCUCUGCUGUUGUGUUUGGUUAUUUACCUGUUCUCCAGCCGCUCCAGCUCUCGGGAUGAGGGAAAAAAUUAUCCUCCGGGACCCAAACCGCUGCCACUUCUGGGGAACCUGCACACCCUCAACCUCAAGAAAACCUACAUGAGUCUUUGUGAGCUGUCAAAACGAUAUGGGUCAGUUUACACAGUGCACUUUGGCCCCAAAAAAGUGGUGAUAUUGUCAGGAUACAAGGCUGUCAAACAGGCACUAGUGAACCUGUCAGAGGAGUUUGGAGAGAGAGAUAUUACACCCAUAUUUCAUGAUUUCAACCAGGGAUAUGGGAUUGUGUUUUCCAAUGGUGAAAACUGGAGGGAAAUGAGACGCUUUGCUCUUUCCAACCUGCGAGACUUUGGAAUGGGCAAGAAAAGAAGUGAACAGAUUAUCACUGAAGAAACGCAAUAUUUAAAAGAGGAAUUUGAGAAGUUUGAAGGAAAACCAUUUGAAACAACUCUGCUAACGGCCAUGGCUGUUUCAAAUGUCAUCUCUGCCAUCAUCUACAGCACCAGAUUUGAGUAUAGCAACACCAAGUUACAUCACAUGGUCAAACGAGCUUACGAAAACAUGAGGAUGACUGGAUCUACUUCAGUUCAGCUCUACAACAUGUUUCCUUGGAUUCGUCCUUUUAUGGCCAAUCAGGAACGUAUUGUUAACAAUGUCAAAGAAACGGUCAGACAAAGCGAGGAAAUAAUAAAUGGUCUGAAGAAGACUCUGAACCCUCUGGACCCCAGAGGAAUCGCUGACUGUUUCCUGAUACGACAACAAAAAGAUGAGGAAUCUGGCAAAACAGACUCUUUUUACAAUUCAAUGAAUUUAUAUUGUACAAUCAACAACCUAUUUGGUGCUGGUACCGACACUACGGCUACAACUCUACGCUGGGGUCUUCUUCUCAUGGCCAAAUACCCUGAAAUACAAGCCAGGGUUCAAGAUGAGAUUGACCGAGUGAUCGGUGGACGUCAGCCAGUGGCGGAAGACAGGAAGAACUUAUCAUAUACAGACGCUGUGAUCCAUGAAACCCAGAGAUUUGCAAACGUAAUACCCCUUGGUUCCCCUCAUCAGACCACCUGUGAUGUUCACCUGAAUGGAUACCUCAUCAAGAAGGGUACCAGUGUGUGGGCGCUACUGGCAUCUGUACUGAGGGAUGAAAAUGAGUGGGAAACUCCUGACAGCUUCAACCCAAGUCAUUUCCUAAAUAAGCAGGGACAGUUUGUCAAAAGGGACGCCUUCAUGCCCUUCUCUGCAGGCCGCAGGGUUUGUCCUGGAGAGAGUUUGGCCAGGAUGGAGCUCUUUCUGUUCUUCACCUCCCUCCUUCAGCAUUUCCGCUUCACUCCUCCUCCAGGAGUGUCUGAAGAUGAGUUGGAUCUCUCACCAGUCGUGGGCUUCACUCUGAACCCAUCCCCCCACAAACUGUGUGCAAUCAAACGGUCUUAAAGUUAUAAACAUGCUGUCGAAUGUCUGUCACUUUGUUUUUUUUCCCGCUUGUAUAUUGCAUUUAUUCAUUUAGAUUUCCAUUGGAAACACAUUCAAUGUUUAUUACUUUUUAGAUUUAUAACUAUAGUGCUUUUGCUUUUAAGUAUAAAAGCACGCUAAAUAUGUAAAUUUCACUUUAAAAUCAUGCAAAUAUUGUUGGUAAAACUGAUGAUAGCAUUUACACUUGGAAGCAAUGUAAAGUAAUAGUUGCCUACAGAUGGUUCCUUUAACUAAAAGAUGAGGAUUGAGAAAAGAUUAAUCACUACACAAAUAAAUAAACUUAUCAAAAUUGU